CGACGUGCUGCUCCCGAUGCUCCGGGGCGACGCGGCGGACGCCACCGACAUGCGCGCGCUCGCGAAAGUCGCCAAGUGCGUCGUCUCCGCGGCGGGGCCGUACGGCGACAACGGCGACGUCCUCGUCGGCGCGUGCGCCGCGGAGGGCACGCACUACGCCGACCUCACCGGCGAACCCGGGUGGAUGCGAUCAAUCAUCGACGCCCACGACGCCACUGCUAUGUCGACGGGCGCGCGCAUCGUGCCGUGCGCCGGGUUCGACAGCGUCCCCGCGGACGUCGGCGCGUUCAUCGCGGCGACGGAGUUGGCGAAAAGACACCCAGGCGUACGCGUCGUCAAGGUGACGUCGUUUCUCACCAAGGUGCUCGGCGGGUUCAGCGGGGGCACGCUCGCCACCGGGUGGAGGCUCGCCGAGGACGCGCGCGAGCGAACGAGCUUCUGCGACGUGGACGGCCUCGUCCCCGGCGCCAUCGAGGGCGUGACGAACGCGGCGCAGACGCCGUUGGCGUUCGCCGAGCUGGAGCCGACGUAUAAUUCGGACCUCGACGCGUGGGCCACGACGUCGCCCUUCGCCCCGUGCGACGUCAAGGUGGUCCGCCGCACCGUCUCCCUUCUAGAGGGUGCCGAGGUGGGUGCCGAGGUGGGUGCCGAUGCGGGUGCCGAGGCGGGUGCCGAGGUGGGUGCCGACCGGGUGAUGCCGUACGCGAACCUCUCCCGGUUCUGCUACGAGGGUAAGCUCGCCGCGUUUGAGCUCGGGACGCCCGUCGGGUGGAUCAGUUGCAAGGCGACGGCUUCGCUCGUGGAGGCGGCGGUUCGAGGCGCCGCCGACGAAGGGACGAGGACGUCGAUGAAGGCGGCGCUGCCCAAGCCCGGGGAGGGCCCGCCCGAGUGGUUCAGGAACGCGGGGUUCUGGGAGAUGCGGUUUUGCGCGGAGGGCGAGGACGGGAAGGCGAGGGUGUGGACCGCCAUGCGAGGCGGCGGCGACCCGGGAUACUCGGACACGGCUAGGAUUUUGGCAGAGGCGGGCGUCCUGCUCGCGUCGGGUGGUGGUUCGGGGCCCGUUCGGAGGGGCGGGGUGCUGACGCCGGCGGCGGCGUUCGGCGACGCCAUCCUGCGCGGGCUGGAACCGCACGGGAUAACGUACACGGUCGACGGGGACGAACCGAAGGGUGUUUGGUUCUCUCUGCCAAAAAUUGCCAAAACGUGAAAAGCUACUCUUAUUUUAAGCCU
Molecule: messenger RNA, 1230 nt
Organism: Micromonas commoda
Lineage: Eukaryota; Viridiplantae; Chlorophyta; Mamiellophyceae; Mamiellales; Mamiellaceae
Exons: 1
Coding region: 17-1207 (396 amino acids)
Biological process (GO): glycolipid biosynthetic process
Cellular component (GO): plasma membrane
Source: RefSeq, a predicted model, not a curated record